Molecule: messenger RNA, 2289 nt
Organism: Malurus melanocephalus (red-backed fairy wren)
Lineage: Eukaryota; Metazoa; Chordata; Aves; Passeriformes; Maluridae
Gene: TSG101
Product: tumor susceptibility 101
Exons: 10
Coding region: 90-1268 (392 amino acids)
Biological process (GO): endosome to lysosome transport; protein transport; protein modification process
Cellular component (GO): ESCRT I complex
Molecular function (GO): ubiquitin binding
Source: RefSeq, a predicted model, not a curated record
UGGGCACUUCCUGUGUUUAUGUAGGGCCGGGCGGGCGGCACCGGCGGCGGCACCGGGAGCAGCGGCAGSGGCGGGGAGCGGCGGCCGCCAUGGCCGUGUCCGAGAGCCAGCUCAAGAAGAUGCUCACCAAGUAUAAGUAUAGAGACCUAACUAUACAGGAGACAACCAGUGUUAUCACUCAGUACAAGGACCUCAAACCUGUCAUGGAUUCAUAUGUUUUUAAUGAUGGUUCAUCUAGGGAGUUGAUGAGCCUCAGUGGAACCAUUCCUGUGCCUUACAGAGGUAACACAUACAAUAUCCCAAUUUGCUUGUGGCUGCUGGACACCUACCCUUUCAACCCCCCGAUUUGUUUUGUUAAACCCACUAGCUCUAUGACAAUAAAAACUGGGAAGCAUGUUGAUGCAAAUGGAAAGAUAUACCUUCCCUACCUGCAUGAGUGGAAAUAUCCCCAGUCAGACUUGUUGGAGCUGAUCCAGGUCAUGAUUGUUGUGUUUGGAGAGGAACCUCCAGUCUUUUCUCGGCCCACUGCUUCCUCCAGCUACCCACCAUAYCAGGCAACAGGCCCACCCACCACUUCCUAUAUGCCAGGAAUUCCAGGUGGAAUAUCUCCCUAUCCACCAUCAAGCACUCCAAACCCAAGCAGCUACCCAAACUAUCCUUACCCAGGUGGUGUUCCAUUUCCAGCAACCACUAGUGUUCAGUACUACCCUUCUCAGCCUCCUGUCACCACUGUUGGACCCAGCAGAGAUGGCACCAUCAGCGAGGACACCAUCCGAGCGUCCCUCAUCUCRGCGGUCAGUGACAAACUGAGAUGGCGGAUGAAGGAGGAGAUGGAUCGUGCACAAGCUGAACUCAACGCCUUGAAACGCACAGAAGAGGACCUGAAGAAAGGGCACCAGAAACUGGAAGAGAUGGUWACUCGCCUGGACCAGGAAGUGGCUGAAGUUGACAAGAACAUUGAACUUCUCAAAAAGAAGGAUGAGGAGCUCAGUUCUGCCUUAGAGAAAAUGGAAAGUCAGUCAGAAAAUAAUGACAUAGAUGAAGUUAUUAUUCCUACAGCACCACUUUACAAACAGAUCCUGAACUUAUAUGCAGAGGAAAAUGCAAUUGAAGACACCAUCUUCUACCUUGGGGAAGCAUUGAGACGUGGAGUGAUAGAUUUAGAUGUCUUUUUAAAGCAUGUACGUCUUCUGUCUCGCAAGCAGUUCCAGCUGAGGGCAUUAAUGCAGAAAGCAAGGAAGACUGCUGGACUCAGUGAUCUCUACUAAAUUCCCAGACUUUACCUGGGAAGUUAGAUCUCCUUAUAAAGCAGCCAUUCUCUUGAUCUUUCUCUUAAUCAGUAGGUGCCCAGAGUAAGUUAUUACAUCAUUCAAGUGUAAGAUAUUUUGAAUCAAUAAUAUAUUUUCUUUUUGGUAAAGACUAGCUUUUAUUAAUGCACUUUCUAUCUCCUGUAAUCUUUGUGCUGGUGGACUUAACGCUGAAUAAAACUUGUUGCAUAUUUUCUUCCUCUACAAAACUGUGUAUGAUGUGCUUUCUUUUCAAACAGGGCCUGUCAUGCAAUGUCAGCUUAACCAUACUUGCACUUGUGAGAUCUGGAAGAUGUUUUGCCAAACUGGAAAAGUUCACAUYUAUUAUGAUCAGUGAGACUGAAAACUCAAAAGGUUCUUGUUCUCAGCUCCAUAACCAGCAUGGCUUAAGACUGAGCCUUUGCCUUAAGGCUUUUCAUGCCUUAAGUUCAUUUUUAAAAACUGGGUGAGACUUACAGAACUACCUAACUGUCUGAAGCCUCCAGCAUAGCUGCACACAUGACAUUAUUACAGAGGUGAUGUUUGAUUUAGUGUGACUUGAAAAAUAGAAUUGAUUGAGGGGGGUGGGAAUGGAGGUGCAGGUGGGAGGCAAAGCCCUAUAAAGAAAAACAAGGAGACAGAAAUAACAGUUUGUGGUUUAUUUGGUGUUGUAGUUGGUGCUACAGUUGGACAGUCACUGUCUUGUUGCACAUAGAGAUUUUAACAUUUUUUUAAACAUGCUCAGGAGACAGAACUUACGACUAGACUGAUAUAGUACACAAAAAUAAGGUUCUCUAAGAAAAUAAUAUCCACAAAAAUUCCAAAGCAGUGUUAGGAAAAUACACUUGGACCUAUCAACAGUGAAAUAUUUAAGCUAUUCAGCUGGCAGAGAAGGUUGGUCAAUUGGCUUGACAAUCCUUUAACUUCAAGAAAAGUCUUUGGUUUCACACUGUAGCAAUUACUUCUUAUUCCUUUGACCCAACAUGAUACAAGAUGAGGAAAA